AUGGCACCUCUAGAAAAUAGCCAUCCGGCGACCCAGGCGCUUCACGCCGAUGACCGUUUGAAUCUGGUGACGGACGUUGCGCCUCCCAUUCACCUGUCCACCACCUUCAGAUACUCGCAUGAUCCGAACGAACUAGUCCCAUCUGAAGAUCCAGUGGCUGAAUUCGACGGGACAAACUACGUUUAUGCUCGAGAGUUCGCCCCAAACGCAACUCGAUUCGAAGCUAUCCUCUCAACCUUACUCAAGGGAAAUGCUGUGGCCUAUGCCACGGGUCUGGCUGCUUUGUAUGCCGCCCUCACGCUUCUGAACCCGCGCCGAGUAUCUGUCGGCGAGGGGUAUCACGGCAGCCACGAAGUGAUCUCCGUCGUCUCUCGUCUCUCCGGACUGGAAAAGCUUCCUCUUGACUGUCCUGCCGAGAGCUUGAAUGCGGGUGAUGUCAUUCUACUCGAGACACCAAUCAAUCCCCUCGGAACCGCUUUCAAUAUCGCAGCGUAUGCCGAAAAGGCACACUCUCGAGGUGCUUACCUCAUAGUUGACAGCACCUUUGCUCCUCCCGGCCUGCAAGACCCAUUCCUGUGGGGAGCGGAUCUCGUGAUGCACUCUGGAUCCAAGUAUUUCGGGGGUCACAGCGAUCUACUUUGCGGUGUCCUCGCAACAAAGCGGGACGACUGGACCAAGCAGCUGUUCGAGGACCGAGUAGCUUUGGGCAAUGUGCUGGGGAACUUGGAGGGCUGGCUUGGAACUCGCAGUCUGCGCACAAUGGAGGUUCGCGUUCAACGCGCAAGUGAGAAUUCUGCCAGACUAAUUUCCUGGCUCCACAACGGUUUGAAUGCGUCGAUGCCGGCUGCCGGAUCAGAAGAAGCUACCAUCCAGGCUGUUCUGCAGAAAAUUUAUCACGCCAGUCUCCAGUUUGAGCCGUGGUUGAAGUUGCAGAUGCCCAAUGGGUUCGGCCCCGUCUUUGCGAUCAUCUUGACCAGCGAAGACUUUGCUCGAGCGUUGCCCAGUAAGCUGCACUUAUUCCAACAUGCGACGAGUCUAGGCGGCGUCGAGUCUUUGAUUGAAUGGCGCGCAAUGUCCGAUUCAAAGGUAGACCGAAAAUUGUUAAGGAUCAGUGUCGGACUGGAGAACUGGGAGGAUCUCAAAAACGAUCUACUCCAGGCAUUUGUGGCCCUCGCAGGAGCGCGAUGA
Molecule: messenger RNA, 1188 nt
Organism: Penicillium maclennaniae
Lineage: Eukaryota; Fungi; Ascomycota; Eurotiomycetes; Eurotiales; Aspergillaceae
Product: putative transsulfuration enzyme family protein
Exons: 2
Coding region: 1-1188 (395 amino acids)
Biological process (GO): transsulfuration
Cellular component (GO): cytoplasm
Molecular function (GO): pyridoxal phosphate binding; carbon-sulfur lyase activity
Source: RefSeq, a predicted model, not a curated record